Messenger RNA from Sorex fumeus (smoky shrew), 3366 nucleotides. Its product is annotated as torsin-1A-interacting protein 2-like. The coding region runs from base 335 to 2038 and encodes 567 amino acids. Gene Ontology annotation, molecular function: ATPase activator activity. The record is from RefSeq and is a predicted model, not a curated record. NCBI's taxonomy places the organism in Eukaryota, Metazoa, Chordata, Mammalia, Eulipotyphla, Soricidae. Gene Ontology annotation, cellular component: membrane; endoplasmic reticulum. Gene Ontology annotation, biological process: membrane organization; endoplasmic reticulum organization. The transcript is spliced from 7 exons.
GGGCGGUCACGUGGGCGGGCUCGGGGCGACGCCGCGAUCGGCCGCCGCCGCCGCCGCAGGACCCCGCGGACCCCCCCCAGCCGGGCCGUGGACCCCUCGCCGGCCUCUGUGUCCGCUGCCUUCCCGCCCGCCGCCACCAGCUGCCACCGCAUCCGGGUCCCGAGCGAACGUCCGUCUAGAAGAACCACCGGAGGCCUUGGGACUUGGCCACCGUUAGCAUCUUGGCGCUGGGUCCGCGGGGAGCAUGACUAUAUUGGGACAGGGGCCCUGAAGACAGCAAGAUCUAAGCGAGCACUAAACUCAGAGCAGCCCGAAGAGCUAGCAGCCCACAGCCAUGGCCGGCAGAGAAGGACUUAGGGGACACCCGGAGGACUCCGAGGAUUUGGAGAAAGAGUCAGCGACCCGCCCAAUGGCCCAGGAGGCCCCAGCCCCCGCCAGCACCGGGGAAGCAGCUCAGCUGGGGGACCCCAACUCUGAUCCCCACCUGGGCCACGUGGAAGUGGAGGAAAUAGGCCCCGCGAGUGUAGAUCCAGAGAUCGGGUCAGAAGGUCCGACCGGAACCAACGAUGCAGAAUCCCCAAAGGAUGGCGAACCUCGAAGCACCUUAGAAAAUCUGGGCCCGGAGCUGUCCAGGCAGGGGGAGGCUCCCCGUCCUCUCCAUGACGAGGCAGGCCGGGUCGAGGGGCUGGAAGACCCCCAGGCCUGUCUCCGUGAAGAGGUCGGCUGGGCUGAGGGCCCCUCAGAGAGCAGCUGUGAAACAUCCCCGAAGCAAGCAGGGGACCCCCCCGCAGAAGUGCCCGCCGCCCAGGAGUCCUGGGAGACAGUGAGGCAACGGCGGCUGCCACCGGUAUCAGACUCCGAGAGUGUAGACCCAGAGAACCGGUCAGAAGGUCCGGCCGGAAUCAACGAUGCAGAAUCCCCAAAGGAUCGCGAACCUCGAAGCACCUCAAAAAAUCUGGGCCCGGAGCUGUCCAAGCCUGGGGAGGCUCCCCGUCCUCUCCAUGACGAGGCAGGCCGGGCCGAGAGGCUGGAAGACCCCCAGGCCUUUCCCUCUGAAGAGGUCGGCAGGGCCGAGACAGCCCCCAAGCAAGUAGGGGACUCCCCCACAGAAGUGCCCGCUGCCCAGGAGUCCUGGGAGACAGUGAGGCAUCGGCGGCUGCCACCGAUAUCAGAAGCUGAAGGUCAGCGCCAAGAGCCACAGCGACUGGAAGAAAAGAGAGAAUCCGGCCAGGACACUGUGAGGAAGAGCAGUCCCAAGGGUAUUUUGAGCUGGGGCGUCGUCUUUCUCUCCAUGGUGGCUCUGGUCGUCUUCUUUCCUCUCAGUAGCUUCUAUUCGUCUUCGGCCCAGCAGGCCGAGAGGAAACCAGCCCUGGACGCCUUCCUGAUGCAGUUCAGCCGCUUGCCGGAGAAGUACCCGGGCCAGAGCCCCUACCUGUGGCAGAGAGGCCGCAAGUUCCUCCAGAAACACCUCAACGCCUCCAGGCCCACGGAGCCCGCCACCAUCCUGCUGGCCGCCGCCCGCGACGGCCGUGAGACCCUCCGCUGUCUGGGCCACCAAGUGGCCGACGCCUACACGGCCGCCCAGAAGGUAGCAUCCAUCCGCCUGGACGGCGCAGCCCGCGGGGCGCAGGACAGCGACACAGUGAAGCUGUGGGUGGACCUGGAGCUCAGCCGGGGCUUCGAGGGCGGCCAGAAGGCGGCCGUGGUCCACCGGUUCGAGUCCCUGCCCGCCGGCGCCACCCUCAUCUUCUACAAGUACUGCGACCACGAGCACGCGGCCUUCAAGGACGUGGCGCUGGUGCUCACCGUCCUGCUGGACGAGGAGAGCUUGGUGGCCAGCCUGGGCCCCCGGGAGACGGAGGAGAAGGUGCGGGACCUGCUCUGGGCCCGUUUCACCGACGCCGGCGCCCCCAGCUCCCACGACCGCAUGGACGCGGACAAGCUGAGCGGCCUCUGGAGUCGCAUCUCCCACCUGGUGCUGCCCGUCCAGCCCGUGGCGGGCAUUGAGGAGCACGGCUGCCCCGUGACCCUCAGCUAGGCCCCCGUGGGGGGGGCACCCAGGAGCCUAAGACUCGGGGGACAGCGGGAGAAAGCACGGGAAGGAUGCCCCUGAACCGAGUUCAAAGCUGAUCGUUUUCCUCGCCGGUGUUCAGGGAGCACCUCCACCCUUCCUUGCAGUUUCCCCGAGCGCCUCUACCCUUCCUUGCAGUUUCCCCGAGCACCUCCACCCUUCCUUGCAGUUUCCCCGAACUCACGUCAGCAAAAGCCGGCGUAGCCCCGGGAGGCUGUAAUCGCACAGAGCGCACCCUCCUUGCCUUAGGGGCUGAGGGGGACAGUGGGCAGAGCUGUCACAGGCCUGUCAUCAACGCCAAGGCUGAUUUUGAGGGAGGAAAGGCUCUCGCGCAUGCUAGGUGGUUUUUCAGAAGGCACCUGGAUAACCUGCAGGCUGGAAGGAAUCGGGUGUUGAUUUGCACUUUUGAAUGAUGAGGAAAUAGGAAACGCAGUGUUUCACUGCAAUCUCCCUAGGGACUGUGAUUGUAUUCCGUUAAUGAGCUAAGUUGGAAAAGCUGCUUAUCUGCAAGGAAUCUUCUUCUGUUCUUUGGGGGGUGCUGCGGUACGUGGUCUUCCAAAAACUUCACCCCCAAAACCGCCAUCAGGAAAUACAAAUUGGAGGACCAGGGUGAGAGCACAGUGGGGAGGGCGUUUGCCUGGCAUGCGGCCAACCCGGGUUCGAUCCCCAGGUCCCCAUAGGGUCCCCCGAGCCCCACCAGGAGUGAUUCCUGAGUGCCGAGCCAGGAGUCAGCCCUGAGCAUCACCGGGUGGGACCCCAAAAGCAAAAAAGAUAAAAUAAUGUAGGAUUAUUGUAUAGAUGCACUAAUUUUGUUCUGCUUGGGGGCCGCUCCUGGCAGUGUUCUGGGGCUGCUCCUUUCUCUGUGCUCAGGAAUGACCCCUGGCAGUACCAGGGACCCCCAAUACCAGCGUGUUGACUCCUAGUACCAGAGGUGCCUUGAGACAUCCUUGAGCUGACCCCAGCUCCUGCCCGCUCCGAUCAACUCAGAUCAAAGUCGAAACAAAGAUUUCUAAUUUCUCUGUUUGAUUCAAUGUGGUUUUCCAUUUCAGUAUGAUUCAGAAAAAUUUCAAAGCGCCAAUUUUUUAAAAAAAUGUUUUCGCUUCUGUAAACCUCCAGGGUUCAGUGUAAUUCCAAGCAACGAUGUUUCAGUAUUUCUGCUGCUACUUCCAAGUCAUUUAAAAAAUAAAAAUAAAAAAGCAGAAUAUUUACGUAGGAACAAGGUGAUUAUUUUUAGAGCCAAACUUUAUAUUGUAUUUAAAUUUUUUUUCAGAUCAUUAAAAUCUCGUCUGAAUGUA